This is a messenger RNA of Exophiala xenobiotica, 1093 nucleotides long. RefSeq lists its product as uncharacterized. The record is from RefSeq and is a predicted model, not a curated record. Lineage: Eukaryota; Fungi; Ascomycota; Eurotiomycetes; Chaetothyriales; Herpotrichiellaceae. The transcript has a single exon. The coding region runs from base 244 to 1035 and encodes 263 amino acids.
CCGAGAAAUUUGAUCCGCCGAUCACAGUCAUUCUAUGUUCGAGGGAUUGUAUUAGCUCGGGAGAGUAAUAACCGCCGUUCUCCUCAAGAGCGCAAGAGAGGUUCGCCCAUGAUCUCUUCGCCCCGUAAGGACGCAACAUCCCACCCAUUCCUGCGCCGCCCUUCAGUCACAAUGAGUGCAUGAACGCCGAGUCCAGUCGCAGGCACUUGGUCUCUCCAUCUUACUCCUCUCUGAAACCACCAAAUGCCGCCGUCCUGGCGAGCUGGCCUUGUCAACGCCUUUCCAAUUCCCGAAGAUCGCUUGAAAUCAAAAAAGGGCUUGAAGAGAGACAAGGAUGAGCACAAAUCUGCGUCGGCAGACCCUAAUGAGCUGUCUUUGCCAGGAGGGCUGUUUAAGUUCUUCGACCUACCGGGAGAGAUCCGUAACAAGAUCUACAGUCUGAUUCUUUUCCGUGGUGCUAGUUACAGAGGAAUCGACGGUCGGAAGAAAAGCCGUACGUCAAUUCUCAUGGUCAACAGACGGAUGCACCAGGAGGCCUCAUACAUUCUAUACAGCUCAUUGAGCUUUAGAAUUUUCCCUCUGCAGGACUUUACACCUGCUCCUCUCAUCCAGGAAUUACGACCCAUGUACAGGUCUAUGGUAACCAAGCUAGAAAUGGUGAUAGGCUCAAGCUGGACGAAUCCACCGAAGACGUGGCGGGUCAGUAAACUCCUGGCGAAACGACUAGGGAAAUUAUCUGCCGUGCAGACUCUCAAGUUGUUUGUGCAGUGCGACCCAAGCCUGCCCACGUACGAGAAGUACCGGAUUUCAUUUAACUUCUAUACCGACUUCUGCGGUGACCUGCUCCGGGCUGUUCUGGCGGUUAUGCCACAUCUUCAACACAUCGAGGUUGAUGGCAAUCCUGGCAUCGAGACGACAGGGCCUUUGGUGUCUCGACUACUGGCUGAGGCUGAAGCCAAGGGUAAGACGUGGACAUUGGGGCCUACAAAGCCUGUUGCUACUUCGGAAGGACUCAAGAUGCUCUUCUGGGUCUGAUUAUGCAUUAUGAUUUUCCACGAAAUAAUGAACAAUGAGACAAUGUUUGCCGAACAUA